Molecule: messenger RNA, 3133 nt
Organism: Drosophila bipectinata
Lineage: Eukaryota; Metazoa; Arthropoda; Insecta; Diptera; Drosophilidae
Product: trophoblast glycoprotein
Cellular component (GO): membrane
Molecular function (GO): protein binding
Source: RefSeq, a predicted model, not a curated record
UUCGUCGCGGUAGUUGUGUCCGAACGUUGUAUCGGAACAGUCGUAUUCCGUUACCGGUUCGUGAGAGCGAUUCUAAAACAAUAUAAGAAAUAGCGCCGGAUCACCAAAAGAGCGGAUCAGUGUUAAAGUCUCUCAGCUUCAAAGAUAUUGGCUUCGGAUUGAUCCGUAUCCCAUAAAUACCACUGAACAAACGUUCCGCUCAAUACCCUUCGGGUUGUCUCCCUUUGACUCGUUUGAAUGCUCGCCUACCGCUCGGCGGUCCGUGCUGUGACCCCCCCAAGUCGACCCCCACCAGCGUUCAUAGAAAGUAAAUAAAAGAUAGAAAAAAUAAGCAGUGAAAAGCGCGCGACAAGUGAAGCGCACAGGUUACCUGUGUAUGUGUUGGUGAUGCCCCCAACAGUGUUUGGUUGUGUGAUUUCUUUUGUUUGCUGGCCAAUUGUGCUAGGGCUUAAUUGAAUGCUUGUCUCAUAUGGGCCAACAGCAGAACUUGCAGCGGUAGCCAAACAACAACAACAACAACGACAACGACAUCGAGUAUUUCGCAACGCCACAAAAAGUGUAUAUAUUGGAAAGCAAGAAGAGAAACACCAAAGCUAACACACACGCACCGAUAUCGACGGCAAGAGAAGCUAAGCCAGAAGUAUAGCGGGUAUAUAGGAAAACCAGUUCCCAGCAGCAGAAGCGAAGCAGCGCAGUCGCAGCGUUUUCUGAGAACUUUGCCGCCCAUACGAACUCUGAACACACCAAAGCAGCCAGCCAAAUAAAUAAAUUAUUUGAGGCAGCAACCACCAGAGUCGGAGAUGCGACCCACCGAACUGAGAAAACUUGCCCUUGCUGUGGCCAUGGCCGUCAGCUUGGCCCUCGUCAUGGGCGACAGCUCGUCCUCGUCCAGCUGCGGACCCAAUUUCCCGGGGGCCUGCAGCUGUGGCGAGGAGCUCUACGAGAGCGAAAUGCAGUACGUGGUAAACUGCACGAAUGCCGGACUGCGCAACACCAGUGUCCUUGAGUUCAUGCCCGAGCAGGUGGAGGUGCUGAUCUUCACGGGCAACCGAAUAACCGAACUUCCCUGGAAUGUGUUCGGGAGCAUCAACGAUUACAAGCAGUUGCGCAUUGUCGACAUGAGCAGCAAUCACAUCCGCGAGAUUCGCGGCAAGAGCUACCACCAUGUGCCGCGUGUGGAGCGACUUAUCCUGAACCACAACAACCUGAGCAUAUCCCGGUUCGACGACGAAGUGAAUCACCACCACCCGCGUGUUUUCUCCAACUUUGUGAACUUGCAGAGCCUCCAUCUGACAGACGCCUUCGAGGACAACAGCUCGCCGCAGCUGAGUGAAGACCUGCACGACAUCUUCGUAAACAGCCAGCUGUUAAAACUGCAGAAGCUGCACCUCGAGCAGAACGAGAUCACCCACUUUAAGGAUCGCAAUGUCUUCUGUGACCUUCCCUCGCUGCGGGAUCUCCACCUGGGCGACAACCAGCUGCGUGACCUCAACUUCGAGGUUCGCUGUCUCAACAACCUGCGCUUCCUCGACCUGGAGCGCAAUAAGUUCGAAUUUGUAAAGCCGAGUGACCUUCGAGUCCUCAAUGAACUAGAAGAGCGCCCCAAUCGCACAGCCAACCUGAUCGUAGACUUUAACCUCAACCCCUUUGUCUGCGAUUGCAGCAUAGCGCCGUUCCGUACGUGGAUUCCCUCCACCCGGGUGACUGUACGCAACAAGGACAGCCUCAUGUGUUUCCACUCGAAGGGACGAGUAGACGCCGCACCCGCCCACCUCCUGCAGCUCGACAUGUCCCAGUGCGCGGACGCCAUUACUGCGGCCGCCUCGAUCCUGAAUGCUGCCGAAGAGGAGCAGCGGUACGGAGCGGAGGCAGAGGCGUCGCUGCAGGCGCACCCCCACAUAACCGGUCAUACGGCCACUCUUAUCUUUCUGCUGAUCGUGCUUAGCAUGAUUCUUUUGGGGCUUCUAGUGGCCCUUGUGUACGUUAGCCGAGACAAAUUGAAGUACAUGAUCACUCCGGUGUUCGACAACGUUGCCAAGAAGGUGCAGUACACGUCGAUCAAGGACGAGGACUGCCCGGAGGUGCAUGUCUAGGAGUCACACGUCCACACAAAAUCAUUCACAGAUUAAAAAAAAGGAAGAGGGAAAGAAGAGUUUAUCCCGUUAUUUAGUUAAAAAAUCCAUUCGAUUAUGGGAAUAAAGUUUAUACAAAUCAUUUUCCGGUUCCCAGAUACUAGUUUCUUUUUAUUAAAAUAAAGGUUUCGUCUAGCAGCAGACAUGUUCCAAAAUAAUAAUACAAAUUAUUGGCUGCCCUUAGUUGACGAUUAUAACUUUUAGCUUAUCAAAAAUUUGUCUCAUAAUCGAAAAAGAAAACUUGUGAAAUUAAAUAGGAGUUUGUUUAUCCAUUAAAAAAUUUAGGAAGAAUCUGUAAAUUUAUUAAAUUCCGCAAAGUUGAAUCGGAUUAGAAUUAAAAAACGGUACUUAAACUCAUUUUUAUUUUUGCCAUUCGCGUUACGCAAUACGUGUGCCAUUGACACCAGAAGUAAAGAUGGAGAACAUGAGUUAAUUUGAUCACAGAUUCGGAUCGUAGUACUUAAGCCAACUGCUGCAUUUAACAGCGAAUGAUAUGCGACCAGCGAAAUUAAUUAACACAACCACAUUUUGUUAGUUCUAGCGUUUUUCUAACCUAACAUUAAGCGAGUUAUGCGUUUAAUGAUUUCUACACAAGGGAAUCUUAAGAAACGAGCAGGCCAACGGGCCGGUAACAACCGAUUUGACCAUACACAUACAUAUAUAGUGACAUAUAUAUAUACAUAUAUAUAUAUAUAAAUAUAUAUAGAAUCAGACACAUAUAUAUAAAUGCAUAUAUCGUAACAAACACUUUAGUGUUAUCUGUGAUUUAAGUUUAGUAGCUUUACUUUGUUGAAACUCUGCAGAAAUUUGAGGUCGAAAUUGGAAAACAACAAACGUCAACUCUUUUUAGCAUAACAAAUAAUUCUACACAUAAUGUAAAAUGUUUCUAUGCCUAAUAUGUUAUAAUUCAAUUAUUUUGUCAAUUGUACUAGCUAUACGAUGAUUUCUCCCUUGAUUUACUAUUAACAAGCAUUUUUUAUAAAUAAACUUUUCAAAAACGA